This is a messenger RNA of Dromiciops gliroides (monito del monte), 3395 nucleotides long. It is a transcript of the gene BLOC1S6, whose product is annotated as biogenesis of lysosomal organelles complex 1 subunit 6. The coding region runs from base 44 to 574 and encodes 176 amino acids. The transcript is spliced from 5 exons. The record is from RefSeq and is a predicted model, not a curated record. Gene Ontology annotation, cellular component: transport vesicle; BLOC-1 complex; extrinsic component of membrane. Gene Ontology annotation, biological process: intracellular transport. Lineage: Eukaryota; Metazoa; Chordata; Mammalia; Microbiotheria; Microbiotheriidae.
UGCGCGGGGUCCUGCGCCUCCUACUCCUCGAUACGCGAGAGUCAUGAAUCUCCCUGAGCAACAGCAGCUGCCGCCGCAGGACCUGGCCCCUGUAGAGCCGCCGUCCCUCGGCCUAGGUUUAGGUCCGCCCGCAGUGAGUCCAGGUGAUGCUUCUCCAGAUGAAGGGCUAAUGGAAGACUUGACUCUUGAAAAUAAAGCUCUGGAGCAACUAGCACAAGGAUUACUUUCUCAUUAUUUACCAGAUUUGGAGAGAUCAAAGCAGGCCCUACAGGAACUCACACAGAACCAAGUGGUAUUACUAGAUACAUUAGAGCAAGAGAUUUCAAAAUUCAAAGAAUGUCAUUCUAUUUUGGAUAUUAAUGCUUUGUUUACAGAAGCUAAAUACUAUCACAACAAGUUAGUGAAUAUAAGAAAAGAGAUGCUGACACUUCAUGAAAAGACAUCAAAAUUAAAAAAAAGAGCACUUAAGCUUCAACAAAAGAGACAGAAAGAAGAGUUGGAACGGGAACAGCAACGAGAAAAGGAAUUUGAAAGAGAGAAACAGUUAACUGCUAAACCAGCUAAGAGGACAUAAAAAAAACUAAGCAGCAGUUAUGUUGUCCAUGUAUAUAUGUUUAUUUUUAUAUGUAUAUAUGUACGAGUGUGUACAUACUUAUUUUCCCUUCCCUUAUAGCAUAGUCUUUGGAUUUAAGAGAGCUUGAUUGGUAGGGCCAGUUUGAUGUAGUGCCUUAUGCCAUCGUUCAGAAUUCUAAUGUGCUUUGCACUCACUGAAUUGCCACUUUUUCAUUCUAGCCAUUUAGGAUGCCAUGUUUUUCAUUGGUUGUCAAAAUGUAAAUCCGUUUGAAUGUUGUAUAAUAUUUAACUUUUUUCAACCUAGCUUUUCUUAUACUUUAAAAAAUCAACUGGAUUUUUGCUUUGAUACAUUUAAUGAUGAAUGGUUUGAUUUUAUUCAUUUGACAAAUAUUAAAAGCACUUACUUUGUGUUGGACCCUUAGGGUUGAAAGCAUAGUCAAGGUCCUGUACAUGUACACAAUUUCAAAUUUGUUUUUUGUUUAUUGGAAUGCCUUGUUCUUCUGGGGAGCCAUAUAAUGAUGACUUCUGAUUCUCUGCCCCAUGAUUAAAUUGAGAGGGCCUCUUCCAUUGCUUUUGUUAAGGACUCUAAUGAUGUUACCAUACCAACUGUCUAACAAUACACACCAAUUACAGGAGGUGCUUUGUAUAAAGCCUACAUGAGAGUGUCAGAAAUUUUUCAUGGGAAAAUUUGACACAAGAAUAAUGACGAUAUUAUUGGUGUCUUUGACAGAAAAAAUGAGCAAAAGAGAAAAUUGUCUUUAUAGAAUAGACACCACAUAAUCUUUUCCCAACAUUUUCAGACCUUAUAUCUUCAACAACAUCAACUUCUUAUGUUCUUUAAAUUGGACUACUUGAUCUGUCAACUGGUAUUAUAGGGCUACAGUGGUACUCUGGAACCAUUGGCCCUUCUUUACGUGGACAUUUAUGAUAUUCAGUAACAAUUUUCAAGCACUGAAAUGAUAGUCAAGUAGAUAGGGAUACUUAAGCCACAUUUUUUUGACUUGCUAGUGGGGUCUCUAGCUCUGUCUUGUGAUUUCCUGUGUCUCUUUAGUGUUUACCUUAUCAUUCCAUGCUUUGCUUCACUUAUAAAUGAAAAUUAUGUUGCCUACCCAUUUUGUGGUAGGCAUUUUAUGUUCCAGAGAAGGUUGGUAAAGAAAGUAUUUUUUUUUUGGGGGGGGGGCAGGGCAAUGAGGGUUAAGUGACUUGCCCAGGGUCACAUAGCUAGUAAGUGUCAAGUGUAUGAGGCCAGAUUUGAACUCAGGUCCUCCUGAAUCCAGGGCUGGUGCUUUUAUCCACUGUGCCACCUAGCUACCCCUCCAGAAAGUAUUUUUAAGAAAGACACACACCAUUGUGAAACUAAGUCUUUUUCAGAAAUUUUUUGAAUGCGUGCAGGAAAAUAUUAUGUGGAGAAAAUUAUAUUUUCACUCUCCAAAAUCCAGAGUGUGCAUAUUCCUCUUAUAAUGUUAAGGGGUAUUUGACAGUUGUCUAAUCUCUAUCACAUAGGGAAUGAUCAGAAACUAGGAGGGUAUAUGAUUAGAAUGUAUAUCUUUUCUUUUUUUUUCUUUAAUUUUUAGUGAGGCAAUGGGGGUUAAGUGACUUGCCCAAGGUCACACAGCUAGUAAGUGUCAAGUGUCUGAGGCCGGAUUUGAACUCAGGAACUCCUGAAUCCAGGGCCGGUGCUUUAUCCACUGUGCCACCUAGCCGCCCCUAUCUUUUCUAAUUCACAUUACAAUUUGCAGGUAUCUUUUGAUUAAGUUAAAAUCUACCUCUAAUAAUCUAUUUGGCUAAUAGAGAAGGAUAGGAAAAUAUUUGAUUCUGGAAGAAUACUAAAAAAUAGGUCUAUUAAUACACUUUAUUUUUCUUCUUCUUAAGUGAAUGAUUACACACCACCUUGACUUUGACUUAUGAAUGUUAGUUUCACAUGACUAAAUAUUGAGAUCUAUAUGCUGAAACUGCUUGGGCGGGAUUUGGAUAAAUUAAAGAUUUAAAGGAACAUCACAAAAAUGUCUGUGUAUAAUUGGUUUAAUUUGGUAGAGUUGGAUGGUUUGAAUUACUGAGCUAGUUUAAAAUUAUUACAUAUCCCAUUGUUGUGUAAUCAGUUCUAUCACUUUUUUUUUUAAAGACAGGCUUUUAAGACUGAACUCUUAACAGGCAGUAAAUAUCUUGAGAAUUUUGGGUUAUAUGAGUUAUUCAUUUAAUUAGCCAUAUUAAAGUAGAUAAUGAGGUUGGUAUGUAUAGCAAAGCACUUGUGGUUUGAUUUUUUGCAUUUUGAUAACUUAAGAGUAGCAAAUUGAAAAGCUGAUAUAUAAGUACUAACCAUUUUUAGGUUGGGUUGUAAAUCAAAAAAUACAGUUACUUAGUAAGUGAAACACAGCUUAGAGAUUUAGCUUUCUCAAAAUUUUACAUAGCUCUCAAAAUGUAUAUAAGAAUAUAAGUAUAAGAAAUUGAAAAGUUGCUGACAAAUUCAUUUGGUACUAUAUCGAGCACAAAACCAAUAAAGAAGCACUGGCAUGGUCCUUAGGAUCUUUUCAUAUUCCACUUUAAAAAGUAAUCAUUGCCUUUAUUUUGAAACUAUAUCAUGUAUGUAGUGAGGAUUAUUUUGCUUUAGCUUGUGAAAUUUAAAAAAUAUUGACUUUGUUGCAGGUCUAAUAGUUUAUAUGAACAUUGAAUGUGAUUCAAAUUGUGCAGGUAUUGAGAUUUUUUUGAGAGAUGUUGUCAAAAGUUAUUCCAGGUAUACAGUAUAUUCCUUCAUACAUUAGUCUGAUUUUUGAGCUUGUAAAACAAGGAAUAUUUUUACAUGUUUAAUAAAAAGUGGCUUAUGA